AUGCAGUUAAUUAUCUCUUCAAUUUACAGCCCCCCUCCAGAUGACAUUCAAGAGACUAUUUCAAGCAUUGAGGACAUUAGCUUUAAGUACCCAUCGAUCCCGCACUUACUCGGUGGUGAUUUCAAUGCCCAUAGUACCAUAUGGGGGUAUCCCACCACCACCCCUAAAGGGCAACUGCUAGAAGAUUUCCUGAAUUCUAACGGCCUUCAAAUUAUCAAUGCACCUCAUGCACAGCCAACCUUUGAUAAUACCUACCAUCAGGGCUGGCCGGAUAUCACUAUCACUACCCAGGACAUCGCCAACAAUGUCCAUGACUGGCAGGUGGCCGAAGACGAAAGUUGUUCGGACCACCGAUAUAUUUACUUCAAUAUAGAAGGUGAUACGAGCAUUAGCAUACUCAGGAGAUUUAAGUUACCAAAGAAUAGAAUACAGGCACUCACAAGGGCCUUUUCGCAGGCGCUUCAACAAAAGGAGCAAGCGUUGGAUUUAUGCAAUAAUCAGAAUGACCUUAAUGACCAUACAGAACAACUUCUAGACACCAUUCGAUGCAUAUGUGAUCAAUACCUGCCCACCAGGACUGCAAAACGACUACAGGGUAUUGCGUGGUGGACGAAAGAACUGCGCCAACAACGGCAGAAGUGCAGGGCGUUAAGACGCCGUCUACGCUCUACGACAGACGAGGAAGCAAAGAUUACAAUCCUCGCAGCAUUCAGAAAGGAAAGAGCAGCGUACAAGAUUAACCUCCUAAAGGCGAAGAUCGCCAGCUGGCGGAAGUUCUGUACGGAGAACUCAAAUCCAUAUGGAAUACUGCACAAACUAGCAACCUCCAAAGUCUUCAAGCCGGAUCAUCUGUACGCCAAGACCACAAAUCCACCCUCCACCGGCAACAUAGCAGAAGAUACUGCUACCACAUAUCUGAAUGCAGCCUUCAGGGAAGAUAACCCAGAGGAUGACACGCCACAACAAAGACUAACAAGAGACUGUCAAGACGUCCCAGAUACCCCGGAUGAUAUCCCUUUCGAAACGGAGGAGAUUAAGCAAGUCUUCAAAUAUCUUCCGCUCAAGAAAGCGCCAGGCCCUGACGGACUGGACUAUGCAAUCAUCAGAGGGUCGCAUACACUGCCUGCCCAACAUACUUCAAGGCCUUCUUUAAUAAAUUGCUAA
Molecule: messenger RNA, 1164 nt
Organism: Stegodyphus dumicola
Lineage: Eukaryota; Metazoa; Arthropoda; Arachnida; Araneae; Eresidae
Source: RefSeq, a predicted model, not a curated record